Ilex paraguariensis (yerba mate) is the source of this 401-nucleotide messenger RNA. NCBI's taxonomy places the organism in Eukaryota, Viridiplantae, Streptophyta, Magnoliopsida, Aquifoliales, Aquifoliaceae. The record is from the annotation of a GenBank genome assembly.
AGGAGGGUAUAAAGGAAGACGCUCCCAAGCCGCUGUGUUUCUUAGUCUCCUUCCAAGACUUGAUUACAGUUUGGCAAUUCCAGAGGGCGGACAAUCUCGCCCAAGCAGCCCACGUCAUGCUAAACUACAUCCCCGACACAGGAAUUUUUGCCAGACUCCUAUCCCCUUCGACUAGGCUGCUUGGAUCGACGACUCUUCUGGUUUCCCAAUACAUGGGGGUCAUCGUUGACCGGUUCGGCGCUACUGCUUGGCCAACGAGAAGGCUCAUGCCAAGGCCGAAGGCUUCAAGUAGAUGGGGAAAAAACAAAGAGAAUGUCAUUGGCGAUCAAAUGACAGAUCUUCAACUUGAUUGGGAAGAUGAAUGGCCUCUCGUUGGAGCUAGAAAAGACCAACGAUGGUGA